ACCCAACGCACUGCGUGGGUUCGCCUAUUGCUGGAAACCAGGCGGGACCGUCGCAGCGCCGGCAACAAUGUGAACUUCACAUUGUGAAGUGCGGCCGUCCUUCCACAGGUUCAUCUUUUGCUAGCUGGCGUGCUCGCACCGAUCUCGCUGCGCGUGCUGUCGAACUGGAUAAGAUCAGCGCGCCGAUCAACAUCUCAUCGACACUUUCGUCUUCCAAUAUGUCGCCCGACUGUAAAAAUAGUCACUUGUGUGGCUAGGAUCGGGAUCUUCAACAGUCGCAACGAUACCAUUGCUGUGGCUGCUGGAUACAAAUGAAGCGGUCCGAGAUGAAGCCUGGUCGCCCGUCCAGCGCGGUGUCCUCUGCGUCAGCGUCACCCGUGUCCUCGCCGCGUGCUCGUCGACCGAUGACCACCACGACCAACGAGAUACUCUUCGCGCGGCCUGCGAGCGUCCAUUUCGGCGGUUUUGCGCUGGAGCGCUCAGUCCAACAGCGUGUUCGUGUCCACAAUAAUAGUGCCAAAGCAGUGCGGCUGCGCUACACGUUUCCUACAGGAAAGAAGGGUUUCCGAGCAACAUUUGCCAAUGCCGAUCGACCGUCGUUUGUAUCGGCGGGGCUCUGUGAGGAAAUUCUAGUGUCGUUCGCGCCCCCAGCAGGGUUCCAGUACUAUUAUGACUGUAUCCAAGUGCAGUGUGAAGAAGUGGCAUACGGCUCCAGCGCCGACGUCGCUCGCAGUGGCGCCACAUUAAUCCCAUUGCACGCAUAUCCGAUGGUGAACGAAGUAGCGUUUCCAACGCGGAUAGACUUUGGAGUUGUAGCACGCGGCACUUGUGCCCGGAAGUUUUUUGACAUCACCUGCUCCGUUCCGGUGGAGUUCGAGUAUGAGUUACGAGUCACGAAGCCGCAUCCGGCGUUCACAGUGUUUCCAUUAACAGGCACCAUUUCGCCCAGAGGAGAGGCACGCAUUGAGCUGGAGUACCGACCGCUGCAGUACGCAACCGCAAGUGCCGAGUUAGAAUUGCAUGUCUCCCAGUUGGGGUUCGUGCCUCGUAUCUGUACGCUUACAGGCUCGUCCUCCAGCACCGCAGUAGAUGCAACUUCGACUGUGGAGAUUGCAGAGCCGAAAAUGAGUUCGCCAGCAUCUCCUACAUCGAAAGAAAAGCCAGGACGCCGCUCCGAGGCGCAGACUACAUCAACCAAGGCCAGCACACCCCGAAGUACGACUAAAACUCGAAGCAAGAAAUACGUGAAAGAAGAGCCUCAGAUCGACGAAGCCGAUGACGAGGAGGAACUGGAGAAGGUGCGCGGCGUCGAAAUCCCCCGCAACUUGAACUCCGUUACAGGGGUGACUUUUGUGCUGAACCAAGAACCGGGCAAGCUGAAACCCAAGGACUUAAAGAAGGCCAUUGCCAAGAACCGUGCAUUACAGCAACAACAACGAGAGGAGCAGGCUAAGCUGGGUACAGGGAAUGCCCAUGAUGAUGAAGACGAAGAUGUCGCAACGUUCAGCUUCCAAACCCUUGUACGAGAAGAAGAGGGAUAUCUGGAAAGAGUACACGUCAGUAAACAGGUCAAGGACAUGUUCUUUCUUCAAGAAUUACGGGAGGUGGCUGAAGCAGAGAAGACACUCGAGUUCCAAAGCCACAAAGUACAUCUCGGCCAGCGGUUGCUAUCGCGCAAGCAAAUUGCACAACUUAUGAAGCUCCGAGAGUUGAACUCGCAAGCGUUGACACGGCAGCAGCGAGAGCAUCUCCGCACAGUGUUCAUCAAUGUACUGUACGAGCCGCCAGUCGUGUCAGACCACCAGCAUCAGAAAAAUGAUGAUAUUCAACCUCUUCUGCCUGCGGAGAUUAAAACAGCAAUGCUACCAGCUCACUUCAUACCAGCUUACACGCCAGACUUCAAGCCGUACAAGAACGAUCUGUGGACACGGCGUCAACGUUUACUGCGUCGUCUAGUUCGUGCCGUAUCUACAUGUAUUCUACGUCUUCGAGCCCAGAAACGACUCGAUCGUAUUCAUGCAUGGCUUGAUGGGUCCAAGACUCGGGUACAGGUUCGCGAAAAGGUUGCUUUGGACUGGCAGUCGAGUACCCAAGCUGCCGGUAGUGAUACAGCCGAGGUACCAAAGCAUAAUGUAUCGAAGCAGAAGCCAAAGCAGGAAACAUUUGGGUCAGUAUCAAACGGUGACCAAUGCCAGUAUUAUUUAUCCAGCUUCCCUAUAGUCGAAGAGAGUACGGCACAAAAGCACCGUGAGAGUAUUGAUGUGCCACCGGAUUGGGAGCUCAAGUUCAACUCGUUUACAUUCAUGGAACUCAAGCCUCGUGAUGAAACUCUAUUGAUGGGGCAUGAACCACUACCUCUGCCCGCACUUCCGACCUACGUCCCACUGGAAAACGCUCGUGUGCUUCGUCAAGGCGCUGAGGACGAGUGCGGAGUAGUUGCCUCGCUAGUGGUCCAAUCUUCAAAGGCUGACCAAUCAUCCGCAAAUAAUUCCACUAUCGAACACACCGUGCCGUCGCUUCUAGAAAUGUUGCCGCCCGAUGUUUUCCUACGCCCGCAGGCUAGUGUGCGACCACUUUUGGAGUUGCAAGGACCUCGCGAAACCGAAGCAAGUUACGCGCUGCGGCCACGUCGAGUAUUUCGUACACUUCCAACGCAUUUUUUGACUUGGCAGGACUCUCAGAUCGGACUGAAGUCUGUCACAGGGUUGCUGGAUGGAGCAAACCUCUAUUCGUCGGAUAUUUUUAUUGGCUCUACCGAUAGAAAGCAAGUUGAGCCAAUUUUCCCUUCUUCUACAGAAUGUCCAACUGCUGCGAAUGGUGAAUCAAUUUUCGGAGACGUGUGGAAUGUGGCGACCACUACUGUGCCUUCACUAGCAGUGCGAGCAGGGGAUAUUCCCAGUCUGUCUGACAGCGAAAGCGACGAGGACGGCGGAACUGACGAUGCCCGUAUCUCUUGGAAGCAUGCACUCGAGUUGUUUGAAGAAUUCUCUGGUGAUCAAAACGAUGAUAGAUCUGGUGGUGAUUAUGAGGAAGGCGAGCUUCUAGGACGCGAAAAAGGAGUCUACAGCUUCGAACGUUAUCGCCACUUGAUUCGACAGGAGCGUGCGUACAACAGCCACCGGCAAGAACUUCUGGAACGACUUCCCAAGCUUCUUGAUGCUGUAUCUACACAGAUUGAGCAUCCAGACUACGCAUUGGUGGUGCGAGGUCAUGGUCCGGAGCAGCCGUUGCACCAAGUACAGCACCCCAGUCAACGCAAGAGUUAAACCAGAAGAUGAAAAUCAAGACGAUGAGUUUCGCUUGGACCAUGGCAUUAAAACUCGAUCUGACUUUGUUGGCUGUCUCACCAUACUUUUGCCUUAAAGUAGAUGUUGUAGACAAAUUGCAUAUAUCAAGAUUUGGAUCUCCCUUGAUCUUAGUGUUUCCGCUUUCGACACUGAUUCACUGAAUCACCUAACCAAAUCCCG
This is a messenger RNA of Phytophthora nicotianae INRA-310, 3467 nucleotides long. RefSeq lists its product as hypothetical. Gene Ontology annotation, biological process: cilium assembly; cilium movement. The record is from RefSeq and is a predicted model, not a curated record. Bases 312 to 3266 code for a protein of 984 amino acids. NCBI's taxonomy places the organism in Eukaryota, Oomycota, Peronosporomycetes, Peronosporales, Peronosporaceae. The transcript is spliced from 2 exons. Gene Ontology annotation, cellular component: cilium.